Esox lucius (northern pike) is the source of this 3765-nucleotide messenger RNA. It is a transcript of the gene iqch, whose product is annotated as IQ motif containing H. NCBI's taxonomy places the organism in Eukaryota, Metazoa, Chordata, Actinopteri, Esociformes, Esocidae. The record is from RefSeq and is a predicted model, not a curated record. Gene Ontology annotation, molecular function: protein binding.
UGGCCUGUUUGCUGUCUGUGUUUAAUAAGACAUAAAUAAAACAUAAAUUCCAUAUGUUUAAAUUAAGAAAAAACGAAUCCAGUGCAUUUCUUUUCCUUCUCUUCCCCCUUUGCACAUUUUUACCGUCUCGUUGUCUUGGUUACAGUGUUUAGUCAGGGGCCAGAAGACGCGAUGGCAACGUUGACUGAGUUCUACAAUUAAGAAAAGCUAUUCAAUUAAUCAGCAUGCCAAAAUGCAACGUGACUGGAUGCUUUGAGAGUGUUUAGUGUUUUUUUUAUUUUAUUUAAACUGUCAAAGAAAUGUCUGACAUCCUCAAAAACCACGAUGAGUUGGGAAACGUUUUUGUCCAGGUGCAGGAUGAUUUGAGACAGCUGAGGCGUAGUCUGGUCCGCGUCACCGUCCAAAGUAACGGAGAGACCGUGGACAUCCAGGCCUUGGACACAGCCAUCCGCAGAACAGAGUGUGUGAUCAGGAGGCGUGAAGAGCAGUAUCUGAACACAGUCAAUAAACAGGUACUGAUUCUUCCUGGCAUUGAAGACAUACAAAAACAGAAAACACAGAUUUCCAAAUGGAGGCCUCCUUUGGAGAGUAUCCCAGACAAGCGUCCUCAGAGAGGCCAGGGUGUGGGACCUUCACCAGGGGAGAAGCACAAGGAAGCAUUGACCAUGCGUCUGCUGUAUAAUCCCAUUCAUCCACAGAACAGGACUGUGAUGCAUAAACGCUUCGGGAUUCAGCUUCCUGAUCUACGACAGAGAUCUGGCACAUCAGUUGCAUCUCAUAGGGUGGUGACCGGGCCCACCGUGGGCUGUCAGGCAGUGGGGCCUGGCAGGCCCCCCCACCACCUGUAUCCAGCUCCGCCCCUGACUGACGAAGACAUGAGAGCAGGGAUUGCCAGCCUCCUGGAGAAAGGUCCACCCCCCUCCGCUGUAGAACUGUGUCUGUUCAGAACUCCUGUUCAGUCCAAGGCUGCUCAGCUGCACCCCAGAGACGACAGCUGCUCCCACAAGAUAUCCCCAACGACGCAGAGUCUGAGGGAGUUGACCUGUGGAAAGGAUCCUGGCCCCUUCCCACUGUCACAGCAGAAGCUCCCAGGAUUCCCUGCCCACCUGGACCACCCACACCCCUCCCCCUUCUGCAGCCUCAAAGAGCUCCAACCACACCUCCCGGCUUGUUCCCCUCAGCCCUCAGGUACCACUUUACCCCCCUCAACCCUCAGGUACCACUUUACCCCCCUCAACCCUCAGGUACCACUUUACCCCCCUCAACCCUCAGGUACCACUUUACCCCCCUCAACCCUCAGGUACCACUUUACCCCCCUCAACCCUCAGUGUGCUGCGGGUGUUGAGAGGCUGCUGAGAGACUACGCUGUCCCCACAGCCCGGGUCCACGGAACCAGGCUGGUAGAACUGGUCCAGGUUGGGGAUCUGGACGUGGCUGUAGGAGGAAGAGGAGGAGCGGCAGGAGGCGGUGGUCUGGGUAGCAGGGCAGCAGUUCAGCGGAGCCUCAUCUCUGUUUUGGAGAACAGGGAGGAGGUUUGGGAACUGGUGCAACGACCAGGGCAGCGCUAUCGAGGGGAGGGAGGUGUGGAGGCGGCUGCCACACACAUCCAAAGCUACUGGAGAUGUCACGUGGCUCGUGCCUCCUACCUGCUCCACCGCCGGAGGAGGUGGGCGGUGGGGACCAUUGCCAUUUCCUGGCUGAUGCACACCCAGCUGGGCCGCGUCAGGGGGAGCCUGCAGGAGAGCAGGAGGACACACCUGGAGAACUAUCGCAUCAGGGCUCAGUAUUUGUCAGCCAAUUGGAAACACAUCCAAUCUUCCAGGAGGACCAUCAUACAUAUCCCAUCAUUAGGUUACUCCCAGUCACAGCGUUUCAGCCUGAAGGGUUUUGACAUCCUCCAGAAUGUUCAGAUGGGGCGGCUGUGUGAUGUCAGAGACGACAACGUGGAGGUGAUCUAUGUGUCUCCAGUGCGUUUGGGGGACGACCUGUUCCAGUAUUACAGCCAUCUGAUUGGCCUGUUCCAGGGGGCCGCGGUAGAGCCCAGAGACGCAGCGGGACCUAGGGUCGGAACCAGCACUCAGGCCCCCAUGUCCAAACGCUUCACCAUUCUAAUACCAGAUGCUCUGGAAGACUUCCCGACCCACAACAUGUGUCUGUCAUCGCUGCUGAAGUACAGCCCCCGGACCUUGCGUCGCAUCCGUCACCUGAUCCAGGGAAAGCAGGCGUACGUGGUGGGCGGUGUGACCCACGUGGACGACCUGGCCGUGGCUGAUGAGCUGGAGGUGCCCCUGCUGGGCCCGGAGCCGGCUGUGGCCCAGCUCUACAGCACCAAGUCUGGAGGCAGGAGGGUCUUCUCCAGUGCCGGGGUCGCCGUGCCUCCAGGGCAGUGGGACGUCUACAGUCUGCAGCAGCUUCACGAGGCCCUGGCCCGACUGAUGACCAACCACAUCCUGGUCCGGCGCUGGCUCUUCAAAAUGGACUCCGAGAUGUGUGGGCGGGGCACAGCGUACUGUGAUGUGUCUCACCUGCGCUGCUUCACCUGGGCUCAGCAGGUGUACAGCCUCCGUGGCCCUGAAAUGUGGAGAAAAGCCUGGGCUCAGGAGUCUGUUCUGGUCAAGUAUCUAGAGGAGGUUCCAGAAUGGUUGGCCCGCUACGCCCGGCCCGUUAGACCGUCCUGUUACCCCUCCUGGACAUGCUUCCUGGACACGUUUCUCAGACACGGGGGUGUAGUGGAGGCAUAUCCUCCCUCGGACAGUGUGACCUGUCUGACCGUAGAUCUGUUCCUGCAGCCAGAUGGAAAGGUGACCAUGUUGUCCUGUGGGGACCAGCUCCAUGGGCCCAGUGACUUGGAGACAGUGGGGUCAUCGGUACCCCAGAACUCUGUGACCCCUGAGGACCUCUACUCUGUGUGUCUCCGUGUGGGACGAGCCUGUUUGUCCCGAUGCAUCACUGGACAUGUCUCCCUGGACCUGGCCACCUUCCUGGACCCCGUUACCCUGGACCAGCAGUUGUGGGCCAUAGACCUUGAUCUGGGCUACAGUAACCAGCUAGCCCUGACCCAGCUGAUGCUUGGGACGACAGGGGGAAGCCUGGACUGCAGGACUAGUCGUCUGGAGGUCCCCCUGACCAGCAGAGAGGCCAAGCCCUGCCCCCACCCCAAAGGAGCCAAGGAGGCUGAUCUCCCAACAGUAGCCAGUCGCUAUGCUGUCCUGGGGAACCGACUGCUCCACACCAACCUGUCCAUGGUCCACUACAGUGUUUUCUUCCAGAUGUGCAAAGCUCAGGGCAUCGGCUUUGACAUCAAGGAAAAGCAAGGCACCGUGUUUGCUCUCCAUGACAGCUUUGAGAGACACAGUCUGGGGAUGGUAACCAUCUGUGAGGAUCUUCAGGGAGCCCUGAUGGCCUAUGUCCGCAACCUCUCAGUCAUCCAUCAGGAGAUAUCAACCCCCAACAUGCAGGGAGAGACUAACUUUAAGGACCUAAUCAGGGAAAUAGAGGGUGUGUUGGGGUUGACAGUCCAGAACAAGGCCCAGCCAACCACGGAAGAGGACAAGAUGGCAGUGUCGCUGCCCGGACUAAAUUAGAUCACUGACACAACUAUGGAUGGAAUUGCCUCAUCACCACUAUGGCACCUCACACAUCUUCCAUCUACACGACCAAGUGACUUUAUGAAAGGAGUGCCGUCAUUUGGAUCAAAUGAAUGUCAAUUAUGCCAGUUGAUUUCAAGCCCUCUAUGUAAUUCAUAAAGUUUAUCAAACCUUCUAA